Molecule: messenger RNA, 456 nt
Organism: Ilex paraguariensis (yerba mate)
Lineage: Eukaryota; Viridiplantae; Streptophyta; Magnoliopsida; Aquifoliales; Aquifoliaceae
Source: the annotation of a GenBank genome assembly
AUGAACAACUCAAGAAGAAGAAAUUUUCAUCUGUUAGGAAGACAUAGAGAUAUCCAUGAAGCUCCAAGAGACCAAAAGAUAGAAUCUUUAUUCAAGAAGAUUGAAUUCAUCCACUCAUCCCUGAAGGCCGGAACUGAGAUCAUGAGUGCUGGGAAGGAGUUUACUCUGGAGACAAUUAAAACCCCUUUUCUUUGUGUGGAGCUUAGACUGUUAGAUGGUCAGUUCAAGAACACUGGAAGGCUAUGUUUCUGGGCUAACUGGGCUGGAAGUUACUUGGCACAUUUAGCCAGAGAUUCAGAUGCUUUGAAGCUUUUUGUUCUUAGAGAAGAAGAUGCAUUGGUAGAAAGAACAAUGAAGAAAGUUGUGGCUGCUAGACGAGGCAUGAAAUUUGGUUUUGAAAAAACUGUUUGCAGUUGUGCUUCCCUUGGUUUUGGGUUGAGAUAUGAUUCAAUUUAG